AUGAAGUGGGGCAAGAGAUACGUGGGUGGUCGGCCAAGCUACUAUGUGCUCCAUUAUGAAUUCGUGGAGGGCAUAAAGGAGAAGAGGACACCCUUCAGGAAAGAGCACCUGGACCAGGCGGACAAGGAGGUCCGGAAAGGAAAAUUGCUGCUUGGGGGCGCCAGCGGCGACCCUCCAGAUUCUGGCCUCGUGGUUUUCAAGAACGUGUCUGAAGAGGAGGUGGAGGCGUUUGCGGCCUCGGAUCCAUAUGUUCGGAACGGACUGGUGACGAAAUGGUGA
Messenger RNA from Ostreobium quekettii, 279 nucleotides. NCBI's taxonomy places the organism in Eukaryota, Viridiplantae, Chlorophyta, Ulvophyceae, Bryopsidales, Ostreobiaceae. The record is from the annotation of a GenBank genome assembly.